CAAGCACUGCCGUCUCUCCUACGGGUCCAGCUAUUCCAGACCGUCUACGACUGGAUUCAUCUAUUCUCCCGUCGGCCAGGAUUUAGGUAUACGUCAUCGACAGUCGACGCUUGUCACUUAGCCCGCCUUGUAUCGCGGACGACAAGGUGAACAUCACGUGCCUAGUCAAAGGUGCCAUCACCGACCCUCGACGAUGCGAUCGUUUGUCAUCCUGUUCUGUGCCAUUCUGGCCCUAAUUGUCUCGCCCGCGCUGGCAGCACGCAAAUCUGGCAGUGAUGGCGCCUCAUCGAAGCUGGCCGGCUUCAUCGCCCGUACAAAAGCUUCGCCAAACAAUCUGAUCCAGCUCAAAGACGCGCAAGAUUUUGCCUCGCUGACGGGCGUCCCACGAGACUACUCGGUCUCUGCGCUCCUGACAGCCGUCGAUUCCGGCGUUCCCUGCCAGCCUUGCCUCAACUUCCAGCCAAAUUACGAGGCAGUCGCAAGGAGCUGGCGGAAAGUGAAAGGGGGUGAGAAGCGCCACGUCUUCUCGCAGAUCGAGUUCAAGGAUGGCAGAGAAAUCUUCCAGCAGCUUGGGCUGUCCUAUGCGCCCGUGCUCCUGUACUUUCCGCCCACGACGGGCGAGCACGGCCUUGGGCCCAACGCCGAGCCGGUGCAGUACGACUUCAACCGGCUUGGCUUUGAAGGCGGCGACGUGGCCGCAGAGCUGUCCAAGCAGAUCGGUGUCGACGUCCCGUACCGCGCACCGUUCCCUUGGAAGUUUGCCUUGACAGCCACCUUGGUCGCCGUGUCGCUCACGACGCUUCUCAUUGUCGUGCUGCCCCGCCUCUCCUCGUCCCAUUUCAAUGCCUCGGGCGCUUUCGGGGUCCUCAUCCAGGUUGCCACACUCUCGACCAUCACCGUCAUGUGUGCUGGGCACAUGUGGAAUGGGAUCCGGGGUGCGCCAUAUAUGAUGAUGGGCCAAGGCGGCAAGCCAGAGUACUUUGCCAGCGGCUUUCAGAACCAGUACGGGGCCGAAACGCAAAUUGUCGCCAUCAUCUACGGCCUGCUGGCCUUUGCGACGGUCUCGCUCACGAUUCUCGUGCCCAAACAGCGGGAUCCGGUCCGACAGCGCGCUGGCGUCUAUGUGUGGUCGGCCAUCUUGCUCGGCACGUUCAGUCUUCUCUUCUACGUCUUCCGCAUCAAGAACCCGUCGUACCCUUUCAGGCUCUUCUUGUAGUGGAGAGAAAGAAUUUUCAAAAGAAAACGAGAGAAAUCAAUCAGAAGCAAAUAGGAAGAACUGAAGACUGAGGUUAUGAAU
This is a messenger RNA of Acaromyces ingoldii, 1297 nucleotides long. RefSeq lists its product as hypothetical. Gene Ontology annotation, cellular component: oligosaccharyltransferase complex. Bases 194 to 1216 code for a protein of 340 amino acids. The record is from RefSeq and is a predicted model, not a curated record. Lineage: Eukaryota; Fungi; Basidiomycota; Exobasidiomycetes; Exobasidiales; Cryptobasidiaceae. The transcript is spliced from 5 exons.